Messenger RNA from Camellia sinensis, 3073 nucleotides. NCBI's taxonomy places the organism in Eukaryota, Viridiplantae, Streptophyta, Magnoliopsida, Ericales, Theaceae. The record is from RefSeq and is a predicted model, not a curated record.
GCUCCAGAUCACUCACUGAUUCUCAAACGAACUUGGUGAGUCUUGUAAGUAUUGUAAGCAAGAUGACAGAAAUAUGAAGAAUUAUACAAGCUAACGUUAUGAUUUGGGAAGUGACUUGGAAAAUGCUCGUGCACAAAAUGAAAAUUUUCAACUAGUAAGGCCUCGUUGGGGAACAGGCUAUUUUAGUAAUUUUUUUGCUUUUUGACUAAAAUAUGAGGUAAAAAAAAUUAGUAUGUUUGGAAUUACUUUUGAUUUUUAUGAAAAGAUAUGCAAAAAGUAGAUAGAAAAAGGAAUCUUUGAUUUUUUGGUAUAGGUUAUAAACUUUUUGAUUGUUUUAGUAAUUUUUUGGCUUUUAGACUAACACUCUCACAUGCCAAACGUGGCCUUAUUUUUUUUUUCUUUCCUCAUUCUGCUUUUUGAUGUUUAAUGUUAAUUUUUUUUACAAUUGAUAGGUGGAAAAUAGGAGAAAGAUAAGUUACAUUGCAUGGUAGUGAGAAUUAAAUCAGGACAUCAUGUCCAUGAGGGCUCAUCCAAAAGCCAACCCAUUGGAUGAUAAGAGGCAUGUUAACAAUUGGGAAUAUUCCAGGAGACGUUACAACUUAUAUGUUGAUUUCAGCUUCUGAGUCAUGAGUUGUCACAUGUUUGGGUUUUUAAAACUCGUAUUUUUUUUAACCUUAAAAGUGGACUGAUACGUCUUUCAGUGAGGGUGUUUUGGUUAUAUUAAUUUAGGUAUUACUGAUAGCUAUUGGAAUGAAUAAAUUCUUUAUAAUGUGAAUGCUUUCAUGCUUUUAACAGUUGCAGCGGCAGAGAGAAAGCAAAGGACAAGAAUAAAAAAUGCAUUGCAUGAGCUAGGUGGAAUUUUCAUCCAUCUGAAUCUUCAAUGAAGUUGUGUGAGGUGCUAGGGGUGUCUGAUGCAGGCAUCUGUUAAAGUACAUUUAUCUAAUUCUCAAGCUAAGGAUAUACUAAGACACCUAGAUUUCAUAUUUCUUAAAUCCUCUUUAUUUUUGAAGUGUAAAAUAAUAUUUACAUUAAAAUAUAACAUUUUAGUUAUGUGGUAGACUCGUUAUACACGCUUGGGUGGGUGUAUGCACAUUUAGGCAAUAUCAAACACAUAUCUCAGACUAUUACUUAACUGUGAAAGUGUCCGACGAAACUUGCCAAAAUAUUUUACAAAUUUGAAAGAGUCCUUAAAACUUAGUCCAUGAUUCUUGAAAAACACCACUGCUGAGGACAUGACAAUCCCAUCUCAUCUGUUUGUAAUUGCCGCCCCCCUAAUUCCAGUGAUUACUUACAUCCAAUGGCUUAUUAUUUAACUCUUAGGGACGAUCAAUGUCAUUAUGGUACAAAUUAUCCUUGUGAAGUCCGCCAUUUGGCAAAAUAACAAAUUCCCCACCAUAAUAUGAACAUUGGGAUAUUCUCCUCCUUCCACAAUCACAAGCACUCUGAACAAAUAGUACUAGAACUCUCACUUCCUCAAAAUUGCAACAUAUUUGCUUACCUACCUGCAUCAAUCCUUUUCUCAUUAUCCAAAAUGAAUAGAAUCUCUAUCUGGGUAGCCUUGAUUUUGUUCUCUCUCCUCCUCCACACAACGAAAUCCAACAUGGUAGAAAUCAGAAACUCAUUGAUGAUUUUUUACAGAAAACUCUCAAACAACAGUAGGCCAUCUGAUAGUAUUUUAGGUUGGAAUAUGACCUCUGAUCCUUGCAAGGAUUCAUGGUUUGGUGUAUAUUGUGAUGAGCAGGCUCUUUCUGUGAAGAAAAUCGACCUUGGUGGCUUAGGUUUUACCGGAACUUUCGAUGCUAGCACUAUUUGCAAUGUUCAAUCUAUUGCCACAUCUCUUACUAUUCUUGGUCUCAGUAACAACAGUCUUGGUGGAGAGAACCUUGAUCAGAUUGCAAGUUGCAGACAACUCACCCAUCUCAAUUUAGGUGGGAACAGGUUCUCAGGUAGCCUUCCCGAUUCUCUUUCCAUGCUAAAUAAUCUGAUUGGACUCGACAUAUGGCAGAAUAACUUCUCUGGUAAUUUGCCUGAUUUGGCUUGGAUAUCUGGUUUGCAAGAAUUUCGUGCUCAGCAUAAUCAGCUCACCGGUCCUAUACCAAAAUUUGAUUUUCAGAACUUCAUGUACUUCAAUAUUUCCUUCAACAAUUUCACCGGUCAUAUUCCAUUUGGCGGCAAGGGUUUACCUGUAAGCAGUUUCAUCAUGAACCCUGAAUUAUGUGGACCUCCACUGCCAAAACAAUGCCCAUCAGCAUCAUUAACCUCACCAGACUCCGAUCAACAGCCAAAGAAGAAAUCCAAGAAAAUCUCAACAGAUAUAGGUAUAAUGUUUGUAGGUUACUUACUCAUAGGGUUGGCUUUGUUCGUUAUAAUCGUUGUCAAGCUGUGUAAGAGAGGCAAGACAAAAGAAGAGAGGUCUGCUGAUUCAGUCAACAAGGUAGCAUCAGUUGAUGAUAGUUUCUACGAUCCAAGAACUGCAUCAGGUGAGAAUAAAGCAGGUAUGAACAAAUCAGGAAUUUCAGCUGAAAGUGGGAUGGUUUCAUCGUCGCUGGUAAUUCUCACGAGUCCAGAGGUGAACGGAUUGAAAUUCGAUGAUUUGCUCAAGGCUCCAGCUGAGUUGAUUGGGAGAGGAAGGCACGGUACUGUCUACAAGGUUGUUGGCGAGCAAGGGAUGCCUCUGGCUGUCAAGAGGAUUAGGGAUUGGAUGAUUUCGAGCAACGAGUUCAAGCAGAGGAUGCAGAGGUUGGGCCAAGUGAAGCAUCCAAAUGUAUUGUCAGCUGUUGCCUUCUAUUGUUCCCCAAAAGAGAAGCUUUUGGUAUAUCAAUAUCAAGAGAAUGGAAGUCUAUUCAGGCUUCUCCAUGUAAUCAUAUGGCCCUGCAUUUAUCUACAUAUGGAUUUCAGGAACACAAAUGGGCCAAGUCCUUGACUGGAGUGGCAGACUUGGUGUUGCAGCUACCAUAGCCGAGGCCUUAGCUUUUAUGCAUCAAGAGCUUCGCGAAGACGGGAUUGCUCACGGAAACCUGAAGUCCUCAAACAUUCUGCUAACCCGAAACAUGGAACCAUGCAUUAGUGAGUA